AUGUUUUGCUGCCUCUUGCAAACAGGUCCCGCUGACACAUGUAGUGAACUCACCGUUCACAAGCCCACGCGAGUCAUCAAUACCGCCGGGGUACGAGGAACACCCAAUGCCGACUGGUGUGAAGACCACAAGAUCGAAACCUUCCGAUCAAACGUUCUGGGUGCGCUCAACGUGGUCGACUGCUGUUACCAGCUGGGCAUCCACGUCACGCAAUUUGGAUCUGCUUGCAUCUACAACCUACCCGAGGAGGAAGUCCGAAGCCGUGCGCCAUUCGCAGAAACCGAAGAGCCUUUCUUCAAAGGCGCUUGGUAUCACCGCAGCCGCUUGCUCAGUGAGCAGACCAUUGGCCACUACCCCAACCUCCUUCUCCUCCGAAUGCGGAUUCCUCUGGCCGCAGACCUCCAUCGCAAUAACCAUAUCGCUAGGCUGCUGAAGUAUGAUAAAAUUUUGGACUUGACUGGUGUGAGUAUUUCCUUACAACCUUAUUGCGACAUGGAACACCGCUUAACUUCGAUGUAG
Molecule: messenger RNA, 519 nt
Organism: Penicillium atrosanguineum
Lineage: Eukaryota; Fungi; Ascomycota; Eurotiomycetes; Eurotiales; Aspergillaceae
Exons: 1
Coding region: 1-519 (172 amino acids)
Biological process (GO): S-adenosylmethionine biosynthetic process
Cellular component (GO): methionine adenosyltransferase complex
Molecular function (GO): methionine adenosyltransferase regulator activity
Source: RefSeq, a predicted model, not a curated record